GUGUUGUUCGUACCAGAUUUUUUUCUUUGAAAUUCUUUUUUGAAAAAUAUCACAAUAUGUCACAUCUAAAGACAAUAGUAAUAGUGAUAGAAGAGUAACUUUGAACAAUCAAUAAUCUUACUUCAUAUAAUUACUGCUCAUGGGUCUUACUAUCCAUUAUUUAAAUUGGAAAGUGGAAAUUUUGUAAAAUCCAAGUGAGUUACACCAAAGUCUUAUCAUUGUGUUAUAACCUAACUCAACAAUCUAAUGUAAUCAAAAAGGCAGUGAUUCCACGCUCAUAUCGACUCAAUACAACAAAUAAAUAUUAAAAACAAAAUACUAUGAGCUCGCUUGGACUAACUUGUGCAGACUAAAACCUCUCGCAAUGAAACUUCCCAACAACUAAUGUUUGGCAUAAAUGUUGUUCAAAUUGUAAUUCUUUCUUUUGAGAUGAACGAUCAACCAAGUUAUCUGAACCAUAUAGGUUCCUCCAUGGCCUCCUAAAACGCUCAAUCAUCACGAUCACUUAAAUUAUGUGAAGUAAAUUAAAAUAAUUCAUAAUAAAAAUUCAUAAUAAGAAAUAAAUAAAAAAGCUUUUGAUUUUUCAAAUUAAUGAAAAUGAAUCAUAAUCAUAUAUUUUGAUAAAAAUAAAAUUUUAAAAAUUAAAACUUUUGAUUCACUUUGAGUGAUACUCACAAAUAAACAAUAAUUAUUAAAAUACUAUAGUAACAUUAUCACGAUUAGGAUAAAAAUUAUGGAUAACAAAAUUGAAAUCAUGUGAUACAAUUCUAAAUCUUAAGAUGAAACAAAACACAACUUUUUCAGUACACAGAUUUAUAGCCACCCUACACUAAUUAGAAAUCCAAAAAAAAAAUCAAAAUUCUAGUGUAUUUACCAUUAAUGAACACCAGGGGAAGAUAAUGCGAUAAUGAUGAAAAAGAACUACUUCCUGAAAAACCUUCAAGUAAACCCAUGGCUGGAAAGUCGAAGAGGGGUUGCUGGAAGGAAAGGCCUGGUGAUAGGAGCUUACGAAACAUGCACCGAUGGCGAGUACAAAUUGACUCCAGAAGGGGAGAAGCUGAACGGCCAGAUUCAGGGAAAACUGACUGAACUGCUGAAAGACUCAGGUAUUAAAUUUGGAAAGGCGGCGCUGUAUCAUGGAAUAUGCGAUUACUACUCCACGGUAAUAGCCGGCCUAGGGCUGGAAAACACGGGAUACAACGAAACCGAGGUUCUUUAUGAAAAUCGCGAGAACAUAAGAUGGGCAGCAGCUCAAGGAGUUCUAAUGCAGCAAAAUCAGGAUGUGUCGUGUGUCUGUAUGGACCCAAUGGGCUGCCCAGAAGCUGCGGCAGAAGGAUCUAAAUUGGCAAAUUGGAGUUACCAAGAACUGAGGGACCCUGAGAACAGAAUUCCACAUCCUGAUAUAGACCUCCUUGCUAAUUGCACUGAGGGAGAAAAAGAAGGCUGGUUUAAAGGAUGUGUGAUGGCAGAUGGGCAAAACGUCGCACGCACGCUUGAAGACAUACCAGCUAAUAUCAUGACUCCCAAGUUUUUCGCUGAGGAGGCAAUCCGGAUAUUGUGCCCCUGCGGUGUUCACGUUAGCGUGCGGAACAUGAAGUGGAUCGAGGACCAGAGGAUGUUCGCCUUCUUGAACAUGGCCAAGGGCUCCUGCGAACCCCCGUACUUCUUGGAGAUCAACUACUGCGGAGGGUCGGAGACCGACCGCCCGGUGUUGCUCAUCGGGAAGGGCGUCACCUUCGACUCUGGAGGUAUCUGCCUCAAGACCUGCAUUCCGCAGGAGACUUACACCCUCGACAUGGCCGACUACAGGGGGGCCAUGAAUGGCGCCGCCGUCGUCGUAGGAACAAUUAAAUCCUUAGCUAGGCUCGGUAUUCCCAUUAACGUCGUAGGCUUAAUACCACUAUUCGAAAAUAUGCCGAGUGGAUCUGCUCUAAAACCAGGCGAUGUUGUACUAACCCUCAAGGGCAAGACGAUAGUUGUUGAAGACACUGACAACGAAGGGCGUCUCGCCCUAGCCGACGCUCUUGCAUACUCGGAGCACUUCCAGCCCUGUUUGGAUGUCACCAUUGGCAACCUAGCACCGGGAGGCAAAUGGUCGCUUGGUUCGGGCGCCACACCGGUCUUUUCGUCCUCUCAAAUAGUCUGGGACGAAAUGAAGAAGGCUGGGUCAAUGACUGGUGACAGGGUGUGGAGGUUUCCUUUGUGGAAGCAGUACGUGGAUCGUGUGAGGAUGUGCAAACAUGUGGACAUGUGUAACACGGGUAAAGGAUUUCCAACUGCCAAUUCAUGCUUAGCUGCUGGUUUCCUUUCUGAGUUCGUGCCGGACUGCGACUUCGUGCACUUGGACACGGCGGGGACGGGGAUGAAGACCCGCGGGCUGUACGCCCCCUACCUGAGGGGGGGCUUCAUGACCGGGCGGCCUGUGCGGACCGUGGUCCAGUUCCUCAUCAACAUGGCCUGCCCCCUGGAUUCCACCACCAAAUGCUCAAAGUAGUAUGUUGAGUACCAUCCACCGUCAACCUAUAAGAUAUUUAGUGCUUUUAUUUCAAUGUCUUUAAUGCAGUGAUUUUAUUAAACAACAAUAAUGAUUUUUUAGUAGUUUUUUAUUAUUUGUUUUAAUGUUA
Nezara viridula (southern green stink bug) is the source of this 2624-nucleotide messenger RNA. The record is from the annotation of a GenBank genome assembly. Lineage: Eukaryota; Metazoa; Arthropoda; Insecta; Hemiptera; Pentatomidae.